CCGUGAAUCCCGAAUAUCAUCAAAUAGUUCAUUCAGCAGCCUGUUCUUGCACGUCGGAAAACCGUUUCUGGCCCUGAAACGAGAACAGAGCGCCACAAUACCGUACCCGUAGGUUACCCGGGGGUCUAGCGAUCAAUCCUUGUCGACAACAAUCGGUGGAGUCCGUCCUCUGCGCAACAUCUUUAGAUCUUGGAAAGUGAGGAUUUCUUGGACGUGGAUUGUUAAGUGCCAGCCAUGUCUACAGAUACGGCCUUACAGGUGCAUUCCUUGAAACAAACAGUGGAUGCGCUGUCGGAGAAAGUUGACAGGAACCACAGCGAAUUACUUGCCGCCGUUGGUAAGAAGAAGAAAAAGGACGAGGGAGAUGAGAACGAGGAACGCGGCAACUGGGGCAGCAAGAUCGACUUCUUCCUCUCAUGCCUGGGUUACGCCGUCGGCCUCGGCAACGUGUGGAGGUUCCCCUACCUGUGCUACCGGAAUGGGGGAGGUGCGUUCUUCAUCCCCUACACCAUCAUGCUGGGACUCGUGGGCAUCCCCAUCUUCUUCCUCGAGCUCUCACUCGGCCAGUUCACCAGCAGUGGACCCGCCACCUGCUGGAAGUUUGCACAGCUUUUCAGGGGUAUUGGUCUGGGCAUGGUGAUCGUUUCUUCCCUCGUCGCCGUCUACUACAACAUGAUCAUCGGCUGGGCCUUCUACUACCUGUUUGCCUCCUUCACGUCCAAGCUACCGUGGUCCGAGUGUGGGGAUUGGAGCUCAGAAUACUGCUUGGACCGUCUGCCGCUUCUGGAGAACUGUACCAUGAGGAACUGGACUGCCACCGUAAAUGGCACCUGUUUAGACGUGAACCGUACUCUCAUGGCACUCUACAACGAGACCCUAUCCAAAGAGACCAUGGGUAUUAAGAGGAAACUGCCAAGCGAAGAAUACUUGAACAACGUGGUGCUGGGAUCUGGCUUCAGCGACGGGAUUGGUGACCUCGGUCCUGUAAGGUGGCAGCUCGUCUUGUGUCUCCUCCUGGCCUGGAUAUUCGUGGCAGCCACUCUCAGCAAGGGCGUCAAAUCCUCCGGCAAGGUUGUUUACGUCACCGCAACCUUCCCCUACAUCGUUCUGAUCAUUCUCCUCAUCAGGGGUGUGUUGUUGGAAGGCUACGAGAAGGGAAUAGAAUUCUACAUCACACCUAAGCUCGACAGGCUCUAUGACGCCAGGGUGUGGAAGGAUGCAGCUGUACAGAUCUUCUUCUCGCUUUCGGCCUCAUGGGGAGGACUGAUUGCCCUCUCCAGUUACAACAAGUUCCAUAAUGACGCUUUCAGGGAUGCUCUGUUGGUUUCCCUUGGGAACUGCUUGACCAGUCUGUUUGCUGGUUUUGUCAUCUUCUCGUACCUCGGCUUCCUGUCCACUGACCUCAACAUGCCCAUAGAGGAAGUCGCGGAGAAAGGGCCCACGCUGACAUUUGUGGUGUAUCCAUUCGCUGUGACCAAGAUGCCCAUCUCGCCACUGUGGGCCAUCCUGUUCUUCAUCAUGCUGGUCACUCUGGGCGUGGACAGCGAGUUUGUCCUGGUCGAGACCGUCACCACCUCCAUCAUGGACAUGUUUCCCCAGACCCGGAAGUACAAGACCUUCACGGUGGUCACGUGCUGCGCCGUGUUCUUCCUGCUCGGCCUGACUCUCACCACUAAUGGCGGCCUGUACAUGCUUGACCUGAUGGACACCUACGCUGGUGGAUGGAACGUGCUGGUCAUCUCAGUGUGUGAAUGUAUCGCCAUCAGUCUCGUUUAUGGUGUGAGGCGGUUCCUCAAUGACAUUGAAUGCAUGAUUGGAAAGAAGGUGUGCGGCUUCAUCCCGUGGGUGAUCAUCAAGUACUGGUGGGCGGCCUGCUGGGUCUUCAUCACCCCCUUCGCUGUGACCUGUGUCAUGGUGUUCUCAUGGUAUGAUUACACCCGUUUGGAUGGCUACCCGCUAUGGGCUGACGCUCUAGGAUGGUUGAUGACAUUCGUGGUCAUCCUUGGCAUCUUUAUUCCUGCUAUCAUCUACCUCUGCAUCACACCAGGAACUUGUGGCGAGAAAUUACGGACACUGACGAAUCCACUGGUUGAAUGGGGUCCCGCCCUCGUGAAGCACAGACGCCUUGUGGCUCGCUACGUCCCGAAUUACGUGGUGGAUCCCUGGGGAAAGGAGGACCAGAAUGGCAUCGCACCUUCUGAUAUAGCUGUGGAGAUGCAAGAUGCACCUGGCUACACACCAAGUCCGGAAUACUACGCCCAGAAAAUGUGAGAACUACUACAGCAACGUCUACAACAGCUACUACAGCUAUAACUACAACGCAGCGAUCAACAUUCUCACGAUCACGUCUGUUAGUUUGGACAUAAGGGGCAAAUGCCAUUGCAUGGAAGUUGUGUGUCCAAGGAAGAUAACUAUUCAAGACCCAUAGAGCAUCAAGCAUGUAGCAUUUCCCCUUCUCUUGUGAGUUAACCUUGGAGAAGAGUUACGCCAUAACUGGUUUGGGAUACCCGUUAAUGUAUUGUAUAGUUACAAACAUGUCGACGAAACCCCAAUAAUUGUAAAUGCAGUGAGUGGAUGAUCACAUGUAAAUAUGUACAAAGUUGUUAGAACAUUCAAGUGCUUGAAGGUCAGGAUCAUUUGUCGGGUUGAGGUCGUUGCUACAUUUUUACAGGACUACAUUUGUUUUCACGUGUUACUUUCUUUACUGAUGUCAGAGCCAUUGAUUCCAUCGCCCCCAUUGACAUAAAAUCGCAAAAGCAACCGGGUUGUUAAGUCAUCAAGGAUGUUCCAUCGGGUGAAGCUGACAUGCAAGUUAUACUUGUAAGCAGAAGAGUGUUCAAAGCAGUGUAAAACCAAACUCACUCGGUGGAGCUAAGAGAAAGUGUAAAUCAAAGAAAACAUGAAAUUAUAGGUUUUUUCUCUGAAUGCAAAAUAUAAGAGUAUUGUCCCUUUCCAUACUCUACAAGCUCCUUCCAAGCGUGUGACACCUUUGUUACACUCUCGAUAACAGUGAGCUCAGCACAAGGGCUAUCGCUGUGAGGAGCUUGAUCAUUCUAAAUGUAAAUCUCGCAACUCAUCGGCUUUGGAAAUAAGGCGUCAUUAAUACAUUACAUUUGUAACGGAUGUAUUUGUAAACCAAGUAAAUCCUUGUCUACGCCUUAUAUAUGUUAUUGCACUGUAAGUUCUUAAAUGAUUGUGUCAGAUGUAGGCAGUGUUCUAUGGGGUAAGGCAUGUUGAAUGGUAUAUAUAUAUAUGCAAUAUUUGUACACAUACAUAUAUAGUUGGAACAAUGUAUUUUAGAUAAAAUCAUGAAAAAAUAUUUUCUUUCUAUGAAGCAAAGAUUUUAGAAUACAGGACUUUACUGAUCUAUAUAUGUUUACAAGAAGAUAGAUUUUUUUUAAACUUUUGUAAUAAAAAUCACAUACUUGUGUCAAA
This is a messenger RNA of Haliotis rufescens (red abalone), 3435 nucleotides long. Its product is annotated as sodium- and chloride-dependent neutral and basic amino acid transporter B(0+)-like. The record is from RefSeq and is a predicted model, not a curated record. Gene Ontology annotation, cellular component: membrane. NCBI's taxonomy places the organism in Eukaryota, Metazoa, Mollusca, Gastropoda, Lepetellida, Haliotidae. Gene Ontology annotation, biological process: sodium ion transmembrane transport. The transcript has 16 exons. Bases 235 to 2271 code for a protein of 678 amino acids.